Messenger RNA from Danio rerio (zebrafish), 5315 nucleotides. It is a transcript of the gene atp1a3a, whose product is annotated as ATPase Na+/K+ transporting subunit alpha 3a. Lineage: Eukaryota; Metazoa; Chordata; Actinopteri; Cypriniformes; Danionidae. The record is from RefSeq and is marked provisional. Gene Ontology annotation, cellular component: plasma membrane; membrane. Gene Ontology annotation, molecular function: ATP hydrolysis activity; ATP binding; nucleotide binding. Gene Ontology annotation, biological process: potassium ion transport.
AUCAAAAGCAGCCACAUGUGCUUUUAAAAACCAAUGCAGCUUGGCCCAUUCUUUACGUUUUUUCUGUAUGUAGACCCCCUCUAAUACGUUAUUACGCAUGGUUACUCCAAGUAUCUAUAGAUUUCAUUUAUAGACAGAGGGUCCUUCAAACGCUGCCCGUCGUUAUCCGUGCAAGAGCUUCAUUUUUUCUUGUGUCCAGCUUGACUGAAAGCAAACGCCGUUUGACAGACUGAAGAAACAGCGACUGACGGCUCCAAAAUGGGGUAUGGACGGUCGGACAGCUACCGCGUGGCAACCACGCAGGACAAUGAUGAUAAGGAAUCUCCCAAAAAGGGAAAGGGAGGGAAAGACCUUGAUGACUUGAAGAAGGAAGUGCCACUGACAGAGCAUAAGAUGUCGAUUGAGGAAGUGUGCCGAAAGUACAACACUGACAUCGUACAGGGUCUGACUAAUGCCAGGGCUGCAGAGUACCUCGCUCGGGAUGGUCCCAAUGCUCUCACCCCUCCACCCACCACCCCGGAGUGGGUCAAAUUCUGCCGACAGCUCUUCGGAGGUUUCUCCAUCCUGCUGUGGAUCGGAGCAAUCCUCUGCUUCCUGGCCUACGCCAUCCAGGCGGCCACUGAGGACGAGCCUGCCGGAGACAACUUGUAUCUGGGGAUCGUGCUGUCUGCUGUGGUCAUCAUCACCGGCUGCUUCUCCUACUUCCAGGAGGCCAAGAGCUCCAAAAUCAUGGAGUCCUUCAAGAACAUGGUUCCCCAGCAAGCUUUAGUGAUCCGUGAAGGUGAGAAGCUCCAGAUUAACGCUGAGGAGGUGGUGGGUGGAGAUCUGGUGGAGGUGAAGGGAGGAGACAGGAUUCCUGCUGACCUCAGGAUCAUCUCUGCUCACGGCUGCAAGGUGGACAACUCCUCUCUGACGGGUGAAUCAGAGCCUCAGACCAGGUCUCCUGACUGCACUCAUGAUAACCCUCUGGAAACCCGCAACAUCGCCUUCUUCUCCACCAACUGUGUUGAAGGUACUGCUCGCGGUAUUGUGGUCUGCACCGGUGACCGCACCGUCAUGGGCCGCAUCGCCACCCUGACCUCCGGCCUGGAGACCGGAAAGACUCCCAUCGCCAAAGAGAUCGAGCACUUCAUCCACAUCAUCACCGGCGUGGCCGUCUUCCUGGGCGUCACCUUCUUCAUCCUGUCCAUCAUCCUGGGCUACAGCUGGCUGGAGGCCGUCAUCUUCCUCAUCGGCAUCAUUGUGGCCAACGUGCCCGAGGGGCUGCUGGCCACCGUCACUGUGUGUCUGACUCUCACAGCCAAGCGAAUGGCCCGUAAGAACUGCCUGGUGAAGAAUCUGGAGGCUGUGGAGACUCUGGGAUCCACUUCCACCAUCUGCUCGGAUAAAACCGGAACGCUGACGCAGAACCGCAUGACUGUCGCUCACAUGUGGUUCGACAAUCAGAUCCAUGAGGCAGACACCACUGAAGAUCAGUCUGGUGCAUCGUUUGAUAAGAGCUCUGGCACAUGGUUGGCUCUGGCCCGCGUGGCUGCUCUCUGUAACAGGGCCGUGUUUAAAGCGGGACAGGAGUCUCUGCCUAUCCUGAAGAGGGAUGUCGCAGGGGACGCCUCUGAAUCUGCUCUUCUCAAGUGUAUCGAGCUGUCCUGCGGCUCCGUCAAAGCCAUGAGGGACAAGAACAAGAAAGUGGCCGAAAUUCCCUUCAACUCCACCAACAAAUAUCAGUUGUCAGUGCACGAGUUGGACGAGAGUGAAGAAAACCACUACCUGCUUGUGAUGAAGGGGGCACCAGAGCGCAUCUUGGACCGCUGCUCCACCAUCCUGCAGCAGGGCAAAGAGCAGCCCAUGGAUGAAGAGUUGAAGGAGGCUUUCCAGAACGCCUACCUGGAGCUCGGAGGACUGGGAGAAAGAGUUCUAGGUUUCUGCCACUUGGUGAUGCCUGGUGACAAAUACCCCAAAGGCUUCGCGUUUGACACCGACGACAUUAACUUCCAGACAGACAACCUGUGCUUUGUGGGUCUGAUGUCCAUGAUUGACCCUCCCCGAGCCGCCGUCCCAGACGCUGUGGGCAAAUGCCGCUCAGCUGGUAUCAAAGUCAUCAUGGUGACCGGCGACCAUCCCAUCACAGCCAAGGCCAUCGCCAAAGGUGUGGGCAUCAUCUCUGAGGGCAACGAGACAGUCGAGGACAUCGCCGCUCGCCUGAAUAUCCCAGUCAGCCAGGUCAACCCAAGGGAUGCUAAAGCCUGCGUGAUCCACGGCACAGAUCUGAAGGAUCUCUCGCAGGACCAGAUGGAUGAAGUGCUGAAGAAUCACACAGAGAUCGUGUUCGCCAGGACGUCCCCCCAGCAGAAGCUCAUCAUCGUGGAGGGCUGCCAGAGACAGGGCGCUAUCGUGGCCGUGACUGGUGAUGGAGUGAAUGAUUCUCCCGCUCUGAAGAAAGCAGAUAUCGGCGUGGCCAUGGGGAUUUCUGGAUCAGACGUCUCCAAACAGGCAGCAGACAUGAUCCUGCUGGAUGACAACUUUGCAUCCAUUGUUACUGGAGUGGAGGAAGGUCGCUUGAUCUUUGAUAACCUGAAGAAGUCCAUCGCCUACACGCUGACCAGCAACAUCCCUGAGAUCACUCCAUUCCUGUUCUUCAUCCUGGUCAACAUUCCUCUUCCUCUGGGCACCAUCACCAUCCUCUGCAUUGACCUGGGCACUGACAUGGUCCCUGCGAUCUCAUUGGCUUAUGAAGCAGCAGAGAGUGACAUCAUGAAGCGUCAGCCCCGUAACCCUCUCCGGGACAAGCUGGUGAACGAGCGUCUCAUCAGCAUUGCUUACGGACAGAUCGGUAUGAUUCAGGCGCUGGGAGGAUUCUUCAGUUAUUUCGUGAUUCUGGCUGAGAAUGGUUUUCUGCCCAGUGUGCUGGUGGGCAUUCGGCUGAACUGGGACGAUCGCUCCAACAAUGACCUGGAGGACAGUUACGGACAGCAAUGGACGUACGAGCAGAGGAAGAUCGUGGAGUUCACCUGUCACACAGCUUUCUUCGUCAGUAUUGUGGUCGUACAGUGGGCCGACGUCAUCAUCUGCAAGACUCGCCGCAACUCUGUGUUCCAGCAGGGCAUGAAGAAUAAGAUCCUGAUCUUCGGGCUGUUUGAGGAGACGGCUCUAGCUGCAUUCCUCUCCUACUGUCCCGGGAUGGACGUGGCGCUCAGGAUGUACCCUCUCAAGCCCAGUUGGUGGUUCUGCGCGUUCCCUUACAGCUUCUUAAUUUUUGUUUAUGAUGAGAUCCGAAAACUUAUCCUGCGCCGAAACCCAGGAGGUUGGGUUGAAAAGGAGACGUACUACUGAAUUGUCAAAUACUUCACUCAUCGAUUCUCCCUCACUCUCUCUUUCUCUCUCUCUUCUCUCUUUCUUAUUCACGUUCUCCCCAUUCCUACCGAAAACCAAUACAGAAACAACCAUGUUACAAAUCCACCUCCUUCCUUCCCUCCCUUUACCCAAUUAAAAAAUAACGCAGACCAACAACAACAGACCAACACAACAAACCUCCUGUUAUUGUUUUUUUUUUUUUUUUGUACGUGUGUGUAUGUGUGUGUUUUUCUCCAGCUGAAUCUGCCAGAAACACAUCGGUAAGGUUUACCGAUACUCUCAAAACACACUGUUAGGUUGUGCGAACGCACAGCUUUUGCUAAUGGAUGUCACGCAUCGCGCAGAGACUCCUAAACAAACACUGCCACGCCAGAUUACUGUUACACAUCGCUCUCCAGACACAAAAUACUAAUCGUAUAGAGGAAACAAACAGUGUUGUAUUUAUUAAUCAUUCAUAAUGAUGUUCUUUUAUGUUCGAAGUGUGUCUGAGAGCUGCUUGAUUUCGUUUUUUGCUCAGACUUGACAAAAGCACACUGCCACCCUCUCUCGCUCGCUCGCUGUUAUAAAUGAAGUUGCUGCCUUACAUUUUUAAGUUCCGUCAGUUAGUUUAACUUAACGCUACAUUAAACUGACUUAAAACAGAAAGUUGAAGUCUGCAUGAACCGAAAGUUCCACGGACUUUUAUUUCAGUAUGAUUAUGUGCUUCUUACUGAAACGGAAUAUUGAGUAGGGGGCGGAGCUUUAGCUUUGCGCAUCAUUCCAUUGGGCAAACUAACAAUAAGAGGCGUGUGGUCAAACUGACAUCAUCAGAGAAGAACUGCCAUUCAUAACACGGAAGCAAAUGCUCAGAAUUCGAUUGAAGAUUACCAAAACAAACUUCAUGUGAAUUAACAUAAAUAGAAUAAUUUUUCUUCUAAAUGAAUAAACAAUAGGAGGGGCGUGGCCAAACUGACAUCAUCAGAGAAGAACCGCUAUUCCAAACACGGAAGCAAAUGCUUAGAAUUUGAUUGAAGAUUACUAAAAACAAACUUUCUACUUCAAAAAAUGAACAUACGCAGAUUAAUUGCUCUCUUAAAGAAUAACAAUGUGUGCUGGGCGAAUAAACAGUCAAAUUUGAUUUCAUGCACACUUUAAAUCUUAAAAAAAUCAAGUUGAAGCAAAUUUAACUGAUUUUAUUAAGUUCAAAUGAGUAUUUCAAAAGUUCUGGAGACUUUUAUUAUUGUAUGUUGAUGCAGUUCUAACUGAAACUGAAUAUUGAGUAGGGGCGAAGCUUUCAUUUUGCGCAUCAUUCCUUCGUACAUACAAACAAUGAGAGGGGCGUGGACAAACUGACAUCAUCAGAAAAAAAACGCCACUCCAAACACAGAAGCAAAUGCUCAGAAUUUGAUUGAAGAUUACCAAAGCAAACUUUUUAUUUCAAUAAAUGAACAUACACGGAUUAAGUAUUGCGAUGUGUUGUGGACAAAUUAACAGUAAAAUUUGAUUUCACUCAGACUUUAAAUCUUUAAAAAAUUAAGUUGGCGCAUAUUGAACUCAUUUUAUUAAGUAUUUGUAACAUAAUGAUUGCUAAAGCUGAUUUGAUUCAACUUAAAUUUUUCAGGCAGCAACUCAUUUCUUACAGAGCUCUUCCUUACUCUUUCUCCUUCUAUCUUUGUCUUCUAUCUCUCGCUCUCCGUCCCCUUUUAUCCUGCACUUCCCUCCUCUUUCUUCUGUCCGUCCGUCUGUCCGUCCCCGUCUGUUUGUCUGUUUGUGAACGAUGUGAAGACACUCCUCCUCCCUCUUCUAUCCGGACCCCGUUUCCCCUGUUACAACUACAAAAAAAGAAAAAAGAAAAGAAAUUACAAUCUUUCUGUGUCCUAGGAAAAAGAGAUUUCACUCUGAUUUCAUUGUUUAAAUAAGUGCAGAGAAAAUCAAAACAUGGAGUAAAAGCAAUGUACCAAUACGUGAAACAAACAGCAAAAAAA